AUGAACACCCAUCUCCAACGCCAUUACGGGCUUAAUUCCCUCCUGACGGUUCUAAGCGUGUUCCUGAGGCUGGCGACUCCUUGCCGCCGCAUUCUUCUCACCGGCGGGAUCCUCGGGCUCAAGGGGUCGCGAUACCUAGAGUCCAGCGAUUGUUUCUGGCCCAAACUGAAGAUGCGGAAACGGAGAGCUGCAAUGUGGCGAGCUGCCCCCAGCCUGCAGGCCUCGAUAUCGACGACAGCCCCGAUCCCUGCAUAUGAUUUGUUGAGGCAGCAAUCCUCAUUUGGCUACCUCGUCUUUCGAAUUGGUGAUUCGACUUCCCCUGUCGUCAUGGCACUUGGCUUCAUAAUCUGCGCUGGAAAUCAUUUCAUUCAGCGGGGUUAUCCAUUAUGCUACUUUGGCCUAUGGCUGGUGGAAGCACCUCGCGAGAACUCCUUUAACUUGGAGGAAGAACCUGCAAGACAUCUUGUUGCAAAGGGACUUUGCGGUAUCCACCAGGUUACCAAAGGCGCCAACGGCGAACUCUCACUACUGUGGUAUUGUGCUAGUACUAAGUGGACGCGACCACGCACAACCGACUGGCCAAAUUUCCAAUCUCAGGACAUCAGGAACCACAUAUGUAGUGUAGCCAGUUUUACUAUCUCCUCCUGUUUCGCUCUUCUCGUUUUAUGGUUCCCGUAUGCCUCCAUCCAUUUCGACCCUUGUUUGGCGCCGCCUAUGGGUUGUCAUGCCUUUUUCAUUCGGUUUCGUUUCCCAUUCGCUUUGAUUUUGGAUGCGCAUUUGUGCAAGGCCAUGAGGUUUACGAUUUGCCUAACCUCCAUCAACAGCGUUAGCCCAAGUUGGGUACCGGCAAGCGACUACCCUUCACUGUCGUAUUAUCUUUCGUUGCCCAUUCGAAAUAAUUUCUUCGCAUCAAUACUUUCAUCCCUGCUUCAAGGGCUGCAAGUUCCUUCUCUCCUAGGUGAUCGGGCGGGCUACCUAACCACCCACCCGAACAUCCUUUCUUUCCCCGACUCUUCAACAAACAGCAAAUAUAACACCGUCACGAUACACCAAGACAACAAUAUGCAGCGAUUCAGAUUCCUAUCCAUCUUCACGGUCUUAGCCAUUGGCUUCUUCGCAUCUGCAACAAAAACCACGUACGCGAUCCUUCCUCUCUACCCUAGUUUCACUUACCCAUCCACCCACCCACCCACUCCCCAAACCCGCAAAUCUCUCUCUAUGGCCGCCAAUACGCCGACCCCUGUGAAAUCCAACACGUCUCUGGCAAGGGUGAGUGUCAAACCGUCAACACCACGUAGGUUCCUCCUUACUUCCUUCCCUAAGGCAACCUCUCACAGCUAUGACUUUCCAGUGCUGGUCACAAUGCCCGCUCUCUCAUUCUCCCCGAAGACCCAAAUUUCGGGUGGCAGGAUAGGGUGUACGGAGGUAGUAUGGACCGCAGUCCAGAGGUUUGUUAUUUUGGCGGAGUGGAGUUCAAGUGACAGAGGCUCCGGCUAUGACGUAUUAAUAGCGGAAAAAGAUUUCGAUUAGGAGGGGGGGGAAGGCGUUAUUAGCUUGGUAAGGCGUUUUCGGUUCUAGAUGUACGGG
Molecule: messenger RNA, 1587 nt
Organism: Lindgomyces ingoldianus
Lineage: Eukaryota; Fungi; Ascomycota; Dothideomycetes; Pleosporales; Lindgomycetaceae
Exons: 16
Coding region: 1-1530 (509 amino acids)
Source: RefSeq, a predicted model, not a curated record